Molecule: messenger RNA, 1182 nt
Organism: Penicillium olsonii
Lineage: Eukaryota; Fungi; Ascomycota; Eurotiomycetes; Eurotiales; Aspergillaceae
Source: the annotation of a GenBank genome assembly
AUGAUGUGGCAAUUCUUUCGUUCGGCCAGCAAACCAAAGGCGGACCCUCCACGCGCUCUACCAGCAUCAUGGUAUCGAUCUGAGGCAAUGUACCAGCUGGAAAGACGGGCAAUCUUUUCAAAACGCUGGUUGCUUCUCACUCACUCAAUUCGCUUCGCGCAGGCAGGUGACUAUCUUGAAUUUACCGUGGCAAACUUCUCCUUCUUCCUCAUUCAAGACCGAGACGGGAACAUAAAUGGCUUUCACAAUAUUUGCCGCCAUCGCGCAUUCCCCGUCAUCCGUGCUCGCUCCGGUACAGCACCUAUCAUAUCCUGCAAAUACCACGGGUGGUCCUAUGGGCUGAAGGGGAAUCUGUCAAAAGCACCUCGGUUCGAGACUGUGCCAGAUUUCGACAAGAGCAAACAAUCUCUCCUCCCAGUCCAUGUUCACAUUGACAAGGCCGGUUUCGUUUGGGUUAACCUCCAAGCUGGAGAGACCGAUGUGAAAUGGGAGGACGAGUAUGACAAUGUGGAUGAACAACCACGAAUGCAAGACUUCGACUUCGCGGGCGAGUUCAAGUUUGACCAUUAUUGGGAAAUGGAACUUGAUGCCAACUGGAAGGGGGUGAUAGAGAACUACAAUGAGUGCUAUCACUGCGCGACCUCCCAUCCACUCAUCAACGGAGUUUCAGAUCUGCCGAGAUACCGCGUCGAGCCCAAAGCACAAUACAUGGAGCACCAUAUCUUCAACAAAGAGGCAGCUGACAGCCAGUUCCGCCGUGCUAUUACUUACUUCUACCCCACGACCUCAGUCACGGUAACUGAUAAAUUCUUCUAUAUCCAGCGGAUGAUACCUGUAUCUGCCACUUCGAGCAAGAUUGAAAACGAAGUCUACCGUCACCGAGAUGCCACCGAUGAGGAGUUUGAAAAUAUCAACGCCUUCUAUAGGCAAGUGUUGGACGAGGACAAGGAGCUCUGCGUGGGAACUCAAGAAAAUCUCAGUGCAGGGGUGUUUACCAAUGGCGAACUGCACCCUACCAAGGAGAAGGUACGCACCCGCAGAUGCCAUAAGGUUGCAUAUAUUAACAGGCUGCCAGGGACCCAUACAUUUCCAGAAGAACGUGAGACAGAUGGUCAUGGAACACCGGCAACGGGAAGAGAAGCAAGCCGGAGUGGAGAUCUGGCCGGCAACACCGAAAGUUGA